Amphibalanus amphitrite is the source of this 2064-nucleotide messenger RNA. RefSeq lists its product as uncharacterized. NCBI's taxonomy places the organism in Eukaryota, Metazoa, Arthropoda, Thecostraca, Balanomorpha, Balanidae. The record is from RefSeq and is a predicted model, not a curated record. Bases 247 to 2064 code for a protein of 605 amino acids. The transcript is spliced from 10 exons.
GUGUUGAUGUUCGGCGCAGUUCCAGACCGGGACAAAGGCCGACGGAGGAGCCGGAGCCGCACGAGCUGCACUGCGUCCACCGGCCGGGUCAGUCGACAGAGCGGGUGGUCCAACAGUGUGUGGACGGUACUGAGCUCUGUCCACCGGAGCCGACCACGGCGGAGGCGGCGAAUAUCAGGCCAGGACACCGCGCCGCCGACUCACUGAACACGAUCGAUUCUGCCGACACACCGACUCGCGGUGUUGAUGUCCGGUGCAGUUCCAGCCCGGGACAAAGGCCGACGGAGGAGCCGGAGCCGCACGAGCUGCACUGCGUCCACCGGCCGUGUCAGUGGACAGAGCGGGUGGUCCAACAGUGUGUGGACGGUACUGAGCUCUGUCCACCGGAGCCGACCACGGCGGAGGCGGCGAAUAUCAGAUGGAGAUGACAGAUUGCGUGAAGACCUGGUCGCCCUUCGCCGGGAGGUGUCCGCCCUUCGUGAAGUGGUGGCUGCCCUUCGUGAAGAGAUGUCCGCCCUUCGGGAAGUGGUGGUCCCCCUUCGUGAAAAGGUGACCAUUCUGAGUGAGGUAGUGGCGAAGGACAAUUCAGAUAUGAAGAAGCUCAAGGGGGAGAACGCCGCACUUCACGGUGCGAUGGUCCGCCUGGAGCAGGCAGUUAUCGAGGAGCGGACCACUCGCCAGACCGUGGUGGAGGAGCUGCGGCAGGAGGUCCGCCGGCGAGCGGCGCCAUCCGGCCGUCCCCAGGGAGCUAGAAAAAUGGCCAAUGACGUCAUAGUACAGACGGAGCCCCAGUCAUCGACAGUCAAUGACGUCAUAGUACAGACGGAGCCCCAGCCAUCGGCACACAGUGACGUCAUAGUACAGACGGAGCCCCAGUCAUCGGCAGUCAGUGACGUCAUAGUACAGACGGAGCCCCAGCCAUCGGCAGUCAAUGACGUCACAGUACAGACGGAGCCCCAGCCAUCGGUCGCCAGUCUAUUCAACACGCUUGAGGAGUCGCUCGGCCUUGUAACCAUGACGACGUUCGACGCUCCGUCGGCCCUUGGCGAGGAUCAGCUGACGGCGCUCCUGCAGAGUCUUCCCCGCUUGGAGGAGCUGACCGUCAGGGUCCCGUCCUUCGGAACGGGGCGGUGGCUGCGGCUGCUGCCGACGUCACUGAGGACGCUAUACGUUGCAGGGCCGGAGGUGACGAAGCCGAGGUGGCCGGGACGGCACGGGAGUGGUCUGUCGGUGUCUCUCCAAGGGGUGACUGCCGACACCAUCAGCCACCUGGCCACGGAGCUGGGGUCACGGAUUACCCUACUAGUCACGGAUGCACAAAUAACUACUAUUCCAAGUCAACUUCGUGGUGCCAUCAUCAGGGUGGACCCAAACACUGUCAUCCUUCCGGCCGGAGUCGGUGACAGCGAGCUGACGGAGCUGCGGAGCUCACGGGAGACUGUGGAGCGGCUGUCAGUCUCCGCCGCCGACCUCCCGCUACUGAGGGAGCAGCUGCCGGAGGGCCUCGAGUGCCUCAAUGUCAGAGGGCCGGAGGUGACGGAGCUGAGGUGGCCGGAAUGGUACGGGAGUGGUCUGUCGGUAUCUCUCCAGGGGGUGGCUGCCGACACCAUCAGUCACCUGGCUGACCUGGGACGGACGUGCCCUGGGCUGCGGUGGCUCACCCUGUCCGGCGGCGUCCCUGACACCGUGAGCCUGGAGCCCCUCACCAGGUGCCCUGAGCUGCUGUCUCUCACCCUGUCCGGUGGCGUCCCUGACGCCGUGCUGGACAGUCUCAGCGGCUGCCCCGGGCUGUGGAUCCUUACACUGGGGGACCGCCAGCGGCCGGCAGAGACGGCCUUCACAGCAGCAGCGUACAUCAGACUGGUGAAGUCGUGUCGGGAGCUGUGGUGUCUGCACCUUCACUGCACGGCAGACACCACCCGGGCCGUGCUGACCGCCCUGAAGGAGGCGCACCUGCGCCGGGGCCCAUUCGGUACCAUCGGUCUCUUUGUCCCCGGGGAGCUGUACCGUCAGCUGAAGAGCCAGCAAGGCGAUGGGGUCUUAGUGUUGGAGUGGUGUGAUUGA